Messenger RNA from Diceros bicornis minor, 1345 nucleotides. It is a transcript of the gene NCF4, whose product is annotated as neutrophil cytosolic factor 4. Lineage: Eukaryota; Metazoa; Chordata; Mammalia; Perissodactyla; Rhinocerotidae. Gene Ontology annotation, biological process: phagocytosis; superoxide anion generation; respiratory burst. Gene Ontology annotation, cellular component: NADPH oxidase complex. The record is from RefSeq and is a predicted model, not a curated record. Gene Ontology annotation, molecular function: superoxide-generating NADPH oxidase activator activity; phosphatidylinositol binding; protein binding. Bases 141 to 1160 code for a protein of 339 amino acids. The transcript has 10 exons.
GCCGCCCCAAAGGCUGCUCCUGGGGACUGCUGAGACCGCAGCUGAGACGCGGGGUGGCUGGAGGGAAGUGAGAGGUGAACUCGGCCUGGCCUGGCUGGGUGAGACCCUCCGCCACCCACUCUCCUGGACCACUGACGGCCAUGGCCGCGGCCCAGCAGCUGCGGGCUGAGAGUGACUUUGAACAGCUUCCCGACGACAUUGCCAUCUCGGCCAACAUCGCCGACAUCCAGGAGAAGAGAGGUUUCACCAGCCACUUUGUUUUCGUCAUCGAGGUGAAGACGAAAGGGGGAUCCAAGUACCUCAUCUACCGCCGCUACCGCCAGUUCUACGCCCUGCAGAGCAAGCUGGAGGAGCGGUUCGGGCCAGAGAACAAGAGCAGCUCCGUCACCUGCAGCCUGCCCACGCUGCCAGCCAAAGUCUACAUGGGCGUGAAACAGGAGAUCGCUGAGUCGCGGAUACCUGCCCUCAAUGCCUACAUGAAGAACCUGCUCAGCCUGCCUGUCUGGGUGCUGAUGGACGAGAACGUGCGCAUCUUCUUCUAUCAGUCACCCUACGACGCGGAGCAGGUGCCCCUCGCGCUCCGCCGGCUCCGCCCGCACACCCGGAAAGUCAAGAAAGAGUCCCCACAAGGUGCCGGCUUUGACCACAUGGCAGCUCCACGAGCAGAGGCGCUGUUCGACUUCACCGGGAACAGCAAACUGGAGCUGAGUUUCAAAGUCGGAGAUGUGAUCUUUCUUCUCAGUCGGAUCAAUAAAGACUGGCUGGAGGGCACUGUCCGGGGAGCCACGGGCAUCUUCCCACUGUCCUUCGUGAAGAUCCUUAAGGACUUCCCCGAGGAGGAUGACCCCACCAACUGGCUGCGCUGCUACUACUACGAGGACACCAUCAGCACCAUCAAGGACAUCGCGGUGGAGGAAGACCUCAGCAGCACCCCGCUAUUCAAGGACCUGCUGGAGCUCAUGAGGCGGGAGUUCCAGAGGGAGGACAUCGCCCUAAAUUACCGGGAUGCUGAUGGGGAUCUGAUUCGGCUACUAUCGGAUGAGGAUGUGGGGCUCAUGGUGAGGCAGGCCCAAGGUCUCCCCUCCCAGAAGCGCCUCUUCCCCUGGAAGCUGCACAUCACCCAGAAGGACGACUACAGGGUCUACAACACAGUCCCCUGAGCCGACGGUGUCCCUGGGCAGUGAGGGGACACCCGGCAGAGCCCUCAGAGGAGAGUAGGAGCAGGAAAGGCUGGGAGCGCGGGACAGACUUCCUGGUUCCAAAGCGAUGGACUCACUGGGCUUGGCUUGUUCUCUGUCGGUCUCUACACGUGGUCUCUGAGUUAAAUAAACCAUUUCAUCUCAAA